GCGUGCGCACAGUCCUGCGUGUGAUACCUCCUGGGACUGCUGUUACUCGCACGACGCGUUUCUAGCGAUGAGCCGGAGACACUCGAAGACGGGAACACAAUGGCGAGCUUACAACUUCCGGCUUGUGCCGUGGCGUGCUCAAAGUACAUCGGGAAACACGACAAGAUAUGCAGCUAUCACAAGGUCUUCACUUCUGCCGUCACACGUUGCGUCCAGAAGAAAUGCCCGACCCUCGAAGACGUGCUGCAAUGGCAGACUCAGUACGCUUCGGUAUGCGGCCUUCCCCCGCGCGACCAAGGAACUUUGGAAAUCAGCGUGACAUACGCACUAUUCGCCGUGGCUACUGUCUCAUUCGCGGGUCGCCUCCUCUCUCGAUCGAAGUUCAUGAACGGCCUUGGUUUCUGGUGGGAUGAUUUGCUGGUCCUAGUGCUUUGGAUGAUGUCGAUUGAGCUGGUGGUAUGCCUGGCAAUUAUGCGGCAUAAUGGCGCUGGCAGAGAUGCAAUAGACUGGAUCAGCAGAGACCACGUCGAGAGAGUGUUGUUGUGGGUGUACGCCAGCGAGCCAUUCUACAUCAUUGGCACUUAUAGUUCCAAACUUGUCUGGGUACUAUUGUAUCUGCGCAUGUGGGAAGCCAAUACUAUGUUUCGCAAAGUGUGCUGGGGCACAGCUGGCCUUAUGAUAAUGGGUCUGGUAGGGUUUGGUGUAGCAGCUAUCGCCGUUUUUUGGCCUCAUCAGUACUACAUGGGAGAUUCGGCAGUCGUCCGCACUCAUCGAUCUGGCAUCGACUUGAUACCGGCUGUGCUCAGCAUCGGAGUGCUCAACGUAGCUGGUGAUUUCUGGGUGCUGCUGCUUCCGAUACCCAAGCUGAUCACUCUCGACAGUAUCACAAGACAGCGUAGGAUGUGGAUCUGCACAAUUUUCUUGCUCGGCUUCGUUGUGACCGUCUGCAGUAUGGUCCGCUUCACCACGAUCCUACCCCUACGAAACACAACCAACGCCACUUGGGAUUUUGGUCACUUUGUGAUUUGGAGCGAGAUCGAAAUACAUCUGUCGGUGGUCACCUGCAACUUACCCGCGCUUGCUGGCUUGAUACAUCGAUUGAGAUGGCGCCAUCGAAGGUGCAUCACGAGCCAGGGAGAAGAGGACCAGCAGCCUUCCGGAAUAGCAAGGUCGAAUGCAACCAAGCAAGGCACGUCUGUCUUUGACAAGAUGUGCAAUGUCGAUGAUGACUUGUGUGAGGACAGUAAUGGCAGGAUAGUAAGGCGAGAGAAAGAUCCGAAGCCACCGGAUUAGAACUGAUUCAAUAUUGAGAAAAUAAAAAUGAAGCAUUCACGACCCUG
Molecule: messenger RNA, 1340 nt
Organism: Pseudocercospora fijiensis CIRAD86
Lineage: Eukaryota; Fungi; Ascomycota; Dothideomycetes; Mycosphaerellales; Mycosphaerellaceae
Exons: 5
Coding region: 100-1293 (397 amino acids)
Source: RefSeq, a predicted model, not a curated record